UACGAGGGCUGGCGCUGCGUCACCGCCGAGUACUGUGCCAGCCUCCGCAAGGUCUCCGACAACCCCCGCGAUGCCUCCAAAUUCGUCAUCCACCAACGGCAGUGCCUCUCCGAGUGUCCCUCCGGCUACACCAGGAAUGAGAGGAGGCAUGAUAACUUGGCCUCGGAGCUGCAAAGCAGCCUGGGGCUCAUCGAGACCAUCACGGGCUUCCUGAAGAUCAAGCACUCCUUCGCCCUCGUCUCCUUGUCCUUCUUCAAGAACCUCAAGCUGAUCCGCGGCGAUUCCAUGGUGGAUGGGAAUUACACCUUGUACGUCCUGGACAACCAGAACCUACAGCAGCUCUGGGACUGGAGCCACCACGUCCUCUCCAUCCCCGUGGGCAAGAUGUACUUUGCCUUCAACCCCAAGCUGUGCCUGGCCGAGAUUUACCAUAUGGAGGAGGUGACGGGCACCAAGGGACGGCAGAACAAGGCGGAGAUCAACCCCCGCACCAACGGGGACCGGGCGUCCUGUAAGACCCAGACCCUCCGCUUCAUCUCCAACAUCACCGAAUCCGACCGCAUCUUCCUCAAGUGGGAGCGAUACCGGCCCCCCGAGUACCGGGACCUCCUCAGCUUCAUCGUCUACUACAAGGAGUCACCCUUCCAGAACGUGUCGGAGUACGUGGGGCAGGAUGCUUGUGGGGCACAGAGUUGGAACGUGCUGGACGUGGAGCUACCGCUCAGCAGCGAGCAAGCGCCGGGGGUUGCCCUGCUCAACCUCCGUCCCUGGACCCAAUACGCCAUCUUCGUCCGCGCCAUCACCCUCACCACUGCCGAGGAAGGACGCAACUACGGGGCGCAGAGCGAGGUGGUCUACAUCCGCACCAUGCCGGCGGCCCCGACGGUGCCCCGGGAUGUCAUCUCCAUGUCCAACUCCUCCUCCCACAUCGUGGUACGUUGGAAGCCGCCCACGCAACGUAACGGUAACAUCACUUACUACCUGGUGCUGUGGCAACAGUUGGCCGAGGACAUGGAGCUCUACGUCAACGAUUAUUGCCACAAAGGUCUGAAGUUGCCCACCAGCAGCGCGGACACUCGCUUCGGGGACGGGGAUGGCCCCGAGGUGGAGCAGGAUGCCGAGGAGCGGUGCUGUCCCUGCCGCCCCGCCGACGGGCAGCUCCGCAUGGAGGGCGAAGCCGAAUCCUUCCAGAAGAAGUUUGAGAACUUCCUUCACAACUCCAUCAUCAUCCCCAGGCCACCCUGGAAGGUGACGUCCAUCAACAAGAACCCACAGAG
This is a messenger RNA of Cariama cristata (Red-legged seriema), 1277 nucleotides long. Its product is annotated as insulin receptor-related protein-like. The annotation marks the transcript as partial. The transcript is spliced from 8 exons. Gene Ontology annotation, molecular function: protein binding. NCBI's taxonomy places the organism in Eukaryota, Metazoa, Chordata, Aves, Cariamiformes, Cariamidae. The record is from RefSeq and is a predicted model, not a curated record.